Messenger RNA from Saccostrea echinata, 2933 nucleotides. RefSeq names its product protein adenylyltransferase FICD-like. The transcript has 2 exons. The coding region runs from base 21 to 1376 and encodes 451 amino acids. Gene Ontology annotation, molecular function: protein binding. Lineage: Eukaryota; Metazoa; Mollusca; Bivalvia; Ostreida; Ostreidae. The record is from RefSeq and is a predicted model, not a curated record.
AAACUUCCUGUUAUGAAACGAUGGUAGAAUGUAUGAAAUUCUUAUCAAACAUCUGUCAAGUUACCACCCGAUAUGACAAAUGGCAGAGGAAAUACUGUUCCAACAUAAUGCUGCUCACUUCUCUUCUUCUUCUGGUAUUUAUCACUGGCGCUGCAGUGGCCUAUCUAGUGCUAUCGUCAUGGUCAUACCCAUAUGGUCUACUUUCACUUUUCUCUACCAAACAGAUCGGGACAACUUCACAGGAGACGCAUGACACUUCGCUCGUUUUUCGAGUUAGACAACAACAAAUGCCAACAAAAGACAUUCAAAAGGAAGCCGUAUCAGCCAUGAACCUAGCUUUAGAUAUGGAGGCACAAGGGAAAUAUGAGAAAGCAAGAAAACUUUACCACCAUGCUCUUAAACUGGAUCCCAAUCAUGUAGAAAUCCUCACUGCUUUUGGUGAAUAUCUAGAAAAGUUUGAACAUGAUCUGCUUCGUGCUAAUCAUAUGUAUAGUAAAGCACUGGCUUUGAGCCCAGAAUACACUAAAGCCCUAAACAACAGGCAGCGAAUCUUACCUAUAGUAGAAGAAAUUGAUCAAAGACGAUUCAAUAUGAUAGAUAAAAAACUCAAUCUAUUUGUGAAAAUUCCUCAGAAUAACCCAGGUUUAAGGAGAGCCAAAAAGGAAUCCUAUUUCUCUCACAUUUAUCACACAAAUGCAAUUGAGGGAAACACACUGACUCUAAUGCAAACAAGGGCAAUUGUCGAAACAAGAAUAGCAGUAGGGGGGAAGAGUUUAGCUGAACAAAAUGAGGUGUUAGGACUUGAUGCAGCUUUAAGUUAUAUAAACAAUACAUUGCUUGGCCGUGUUGGAUCCAUUACCCUCAAAGACUUACUAAACAUUCACAAGAGGGUUCUGGGAUAUGUUGAUCCCACGGAAGCAGGGGUUCUGCGAGAUACUCAAGUGUACGUAGGAGAAUUUAAGCCACCAGAGGCUGCUGAACUUCCAAGCCUAAUGACUGAUUUUGUGGAGUGGUUAAAUAACGAAGACACUCUUAAGUUACAUCCUGUGGAAUAUGCAGCUUUAGCACAUUAUAAGUUAGUUAUUAUCCAUCCUUUUUAUGAUGGAAAUGGAAGGACUUCUAGGUUGUUGAUGAAUCUCAUUCUCAUGCAAGCGGGUUUUCCACCAGUGACAAUUAAGGUGGAGGAUCGCCUCCAGUAUUAUGAGACUCUAGAGAUGGCCAAUGCUGGAGAUGUGCGGCCAUUUAUAAGAUUUAUUGCCGACUGUACGGAGGAGGCUCUCGACCACUUUCUUUUGUCAGCUUCAGGGUCCAGUGCUCUGUUCAAACAAUUAAACGGUACACAAAAAAAUGUCAUCUCCUCCAAAGAUGAGUUAUGACAAGUCAUAAACUUUUAGUUUUAUUUUAUUAUUUUUGUUUAUUUAUUAAUAUUUGUUGAUGUUGUGCAAUUAUUUAUUAUAAAUGUUAUAUGUUUUGCAAAAAAACUACCCCUCAAUUAAAUGUCUCUUAUGUGUAACAUUCCUUGUCUGUUGCUGAAGAUGAGGUAAACAUAAAUAACACAAUUUUUUUUCUUCCAAAAUUCAAUUUGCUUAAAUACACCAUGUAAAGGGGCACAUCCUAAUGCAUUCUUACAGCCUGUGCGCAUGUUGUUUGGUCCCUAAGAAGUUAUUUAACAAAGAAUUUUAACAAAUAUACUUGUUUCAUGUGAAAAACCUCCACUUCGAUGCAGAGUUUUUGAAAAGAAAAACAAUUUACUGGUCAAGUGGACCAGUGAUUUAGUGAAAUUCACUGGUCCACACAAAUAUCCACUGGUCCAUCAGCAUACAUGUUUAUUUGAGAUUUAAAAUUUAAAAAUAAACAUUCAAAAACUGAAAAAUUGUUUUCAUUCCAGUUAUACAUAUAAUAAUUCCGACUACAUGUCUCUUUCAUCUUUGAUUUCUCUCACUAUUUCUGAUUUUAGGUUGUUUUUUUUUUACCGAAUAUGAAACGUUUUGCGAAAAACUUAUUGUCCUAAAAGUGCUUGAAUUUAUUCUAUCAUACAUGCACCCAGAUUCAACAUGUUCAAGCGUAUUGAUGUUCUCACAAAUACGGUCACUCGGACUGAUUACAUGAAGAAAAUUACCGGACUUUUAAAAUAUUUACCAGUUUUGCCAGUGGGACCGGUGGAUUUCAAAAACUCUGCUUCGAUGUUGAAACCCCCUAUGAUACAUAACCGAAACCCCACAUGUGCCCCUUUACAUGGUGAAAUAGGUGCCUCUCUCACUAAAGAAGAAAUACCUGUUUAUUUAACCAAGUUUAUGGAUGAUCAAGCCACAUAUAAUUUGGUGAAAAGAUAGGAAAAUGUAAUUUUACAGUUCUAAUUUUGGAAAAGUUUUAAAAUGACAUGAAACUUUGCUACUAUAAGGUUUCAGGGAAUAUUUUCAUGAGUCAAUUGUUUUUAAUUUUACACAGUUAAAAUUUCCUAAUUAGCUUUCAACUGAAAGAAAUAUUGAAAAAAAAAAUGCUAUGUAAAUCUGCUGUGUGGGAGAUAAGAAAAUUUAUUUGUGAUAUGUAUCUUUAAACUGCAUUUUUUAGAUUAAAAGAGCAAAAUGAACACCUAUAAUUUUUGGUACUUAAAUGUACCAGGUACAUAACAUUAGAAUGUAAUUAAUUGUAUCCUUGUAUUUUUUUUCUUGUAUAAAAAGUACCCUUUAUACAAAGCCUACAGAAAUCCACUUUUAACUUUACACACUGAGUUAUUUACCCCUGCAUAAUGUUUUAAAAUCCUUUCUUGUAUAAAUUAAACAUGUAUGUCCUAAAGAAUCUCUUGUGAAAGAAAUAUUUUUGAAAAGAUACAUGCAUGUGGUGGUGCCAACUUAUGAAACAAAACUGAUGAUAUUUAUGAUGUUACAAUGUAUGUGAUACUGCUUAAAUACACAGUUUAGAAAACUUCCAAA